AUGGUUUGCUGCACACUGCUCACCGCUGCGGCCGGUGCCGGCCUGCUGGCCGGCGCCGCCGCAGACUACGUCCAGCUCCAGGCCACGAAGGUCAAGGGCUCGUGGCCCCAGAACGCGGACGUGCACAAGUUCCCGAUCUACGCAUACUACUCCCGCAGCACCAACGGCUCCGACGCCGCUGCGAACGGCACGGUCGCCGCCGGCGUCUACAACGACAGGGUCUACUACGCCGUCGACCUGGCGCUGGGCUCGGAAGCCCAGAACGUGACUGUGCUAGUGGACACGGUGUCGUCGGACCUCUGGGUGAACUCCGUGGACAACGCCGUCUGCGCCGCCGGCGUGGACUCGCCUUCGAACUUCACCGUCGACUACUCGUACACGGUCUCCGGCGCCUCGCAAAGCAGCCCGGCCCUGUCCUCCACGUCGUCCUCCGCAGCCUCCUCCGCGGCCCCGCUGUCCACAUACUACACCACCUCCUACGACAGCGCCUCGGACGUGUUCUACGUCGACGGCUACGUCUCUACCGUCACCACCACCACCGCCACCGAGCAGACAAGCGCCGUCACCACCAGGUCUUACGACGUCCAGUUCUACCCCUCCGCCGCGGUUGCCUCCUACUCCCAGUGGCUCAGCGCAUACCCUUACCCAACAAAUGCAAUCAACAGCCUCGUCGUCCUAGAGGCAGAACCACACAACUGCUCGGCAUGGGGCUUGUUCGACUCCUCCUCUUCCGAGUCCUUCGUUACCAGCAACGACACCUUCGAGUCCGUUGCCGAAGACGGCACUACCGUCUCAGGUAUCUGGGCGCAGGACAGCGUUGCCUACGGUAACGCUCUCGUCUCCAACGUUUCCUUUGGGCUCGUUUCCAACGCCGAAUCAGACUCCUUCGGUGUCUUGGGUCUCGGACUUCCCUCCGCAGAGUCGACAUGGCUUGCAGAAAAUACAACCUACGACAACUUCCUCGCUAAGCUCAAGGCCCAGGGAGCCAUCCACAAACAGGUCUACGCGAUUUACGACAACUACCUCUCCGGAAACUCCUCUCUCCUCUUUGGUGGUAUCGAUCACGAGGCCCACGUCGGCAACUUGACCAUUCUUCCAUUGGUCGAAGUCCCUAUCGCUUACAAUGACUCCAGAAACGCCUCCGCUAUCGCAAUCACUCUUUCGGCAGUCUACCUUGACGACGAAUCCAACGGUGCCAAUGAUACCUCCCUCAUUGCCUCUGGCUUGGGCGCAGCUAUUAUUGACACCUCCCUCGCUACAGCUUCUUUCCCAUACUAUUUGUAUGACGAGAUUGUCGCUGCUGCAGGUUUCUUCUACUCCGAGAACCUUAAAGCCUUCAUUGCCAAAGCCUCAGACAUUGAAAAUAAGACCCUUGGCUUAGACUUCCAGGGUGUUGAGGUUGACGUUCCGAUCACCGACUUGUCCUUCCCAUUGGUCGACAUCGUCAACAACAAGACCAGCGACUACGUCGUCUUUGGAGCAGAAGCUACCGCUAACGACACCGUCGUCAUUGGUGACGCCGUUCUCCAAUACUUGUACUUUGCUGUCGAUUUAGAAGACCUCGAGAUUGCCGUUGCCCACAAGAACUUCUUCCCAACCUCCCAACAUAUCGUCGCCAUCACCUCCACCUUCCCUCACGCCACAUCUGCUGCAUCAUACAACCAAACUUACGGUUACCACGGCGUCACCGACCUCAAGUUGGCAACCUUUGAAGAUCCAAACUCCAUCUCGCAAACCUCCUUCUCAGGCUCAUUCUUGCCAUCAAUCACCCUCUACCAGACCACCGCAAGAUCUACGACGGUUGCUGAAUCUACGACCUCUCCAGAAGUCACCUCCGCAUCCGCAAAGGCUGCAAAUACCUCCAAGAGCAAGACAAGUAAGAGCAAGACUGCCAAGGCAACGACCACCUCAACUACCAAAAAAUGA
Pichia membranifaciens NRRL Y-2026 is the source of this 1926-nucleotide messenger RNA. RefSeq lists its product as hypothetical. Gene Ontology annotation, molecular function: aspartic-type endopeptidase activity. The coding region runs from base 1 to 1926 and encodes 641 amino acids. The record is from RefSeq and is a predicted model, not a curated record. Lineage: Eukaryota; Fungi; Ascomycota; Pichiomycetes; Pichiales; Pichiaceae. The transcript has a single exon. Gene Ontology annotation, biological process: proteolysis.